AUGGUAGGUGGGCAGAUAGACAUGGCUGUCGAAGAGAUCCGAGUGGUAGUAGAUGACCUUCUACAUUGCCCUUCGGGAUGCAGUAACUGUUCCGUCAGGACGACCAAGGGAAGACAUCUUGGUCUUAUAAUUGACGAAGAUCCGGCGGGCCUUGCGAAUGCUCUUCUCAGCAUCCGCGGCUUAAGUCAAAACUGCUGCUCUUCUCUCUCAGAUCUUGCUUUAUCGCUUCUCUGCAUAGCUUCACAAGUUCGGACGCUUGUUGAUGAUUGCCUGUAG
Haemonchus placei is the source of this 276-nucleotide messenger RNA. The record is from the annotation of a GenBank genome assembly. Lineage: Eukaryota; Metazoa; Nematoda; Chromadorea; Rhabditida; Trichostrongylidae.